AUGGUAGGAAACACCAUCUUCGUGGGACUGGGUGCAUCACACCAAAACCUCCGUCCGUAUGGCUGGAUACGCUCGCUCACGUCCAUCGGAUGUUUCAGCUUGGGAUCCUUCCUUUUUGCAAGACUACAUCGCGUCCUAGGUACUCAGCGACGAGUGUCGUUGAUGUUGUCUUUCCUGGUACAGGCCAGUAUAAUCCUGCUUACAGCUGGACUGGUUCAAGGAGGUGCCGUUUCUAGUACGCUAGCCGGCAAAGGAUCACAGAAAGCACCCCCGUGGGAUCAAAUAGUCCCGAUAAUUCUCCUUAGUUUCCAAUCUUCCGGUCAGAUUGUAGCGAGUCGUGCCUUGGGAUACAAUGAGCUCCCGACCGUGGUCAUUACCAGUCUUCUCUGCGAUCUGAUGUCAGACCCCCAGUUGUUUCUUAUCAGGAAUGUGAAACGCGACCGGCGAGUCAUUGCGUUCGUUUUGACGAUUGUUGGCGCCAUCGUCGGCGGAUGGGUCACUAAAGUCACCGGGGGAGUUGCUCCCAUUCUCUGGCUGUCGGCUGGUAUCAAGGGCUUGCUCGUCUUGGUCUGGGCUUUUUGGAAAGCCAAAUAG
Molecule: messenger RNA, 594 nt
Organism: Penicillium verrucosum
Lineage: Eukaryota; Fungi; Ascomycota; Eurotiomycetes; Eurotiales; Aspergillaceae
Product: YoaK family protein
Exons: 1
Coding region: 1-594 (197 amino acids)
Source: RefSeq, a predicted model, not a curated record